Messenger RNA from Uncinocarpus reesii 1704, 816 nucleotides. RefSeq lists its product as uncharacterized. Bases 1 to 816 code for a protein of 271 amino acids. The record is from RefSeq and is a predicted model, not a curated record. The transcript is spliced from 3 exons. NCBI's taxonomy places the organism in Eukaryota, Fungi, Ascomycota, Eurotiomycetes, Onygenales, Onygenaceae. Gene Ontology annotation, cellular component: mitochondrial inner membrane. Gene Ontology annotation, biological process: potassium ion transport; proton transmembrane transport.
AUGCGGCUCUUUUUGAUCCCAAUCACGACCAGGCGGACGUUGCUCUACUGCAAAAGGGCGAGUGCAGGAGUUCCUGCGCAACUGAGUUACCUUGACCGGAUUACGAACAAAGCCUCUACUACGUGGGCGCAAUGGGAAGAGGCUGAUCGUGGCUGGAAGAAGUCGCUGACUACUUACGGGCAUCGCGUGCUCCAACGAAUACCAUAUGAGGAAUGGGGCCUGAAAAGUGUGCCGCCAUUGAGCGCGAGGAGGGAAGCUCAAGAAUUACAGUCACAUACUCCAGUUGAGUUGCUUUACCCUGGCAAUGUGAUUCAUCGUCACAACGUACUUGGGACACUGAAAACACUGGCGACGGAACGACAAGAUUUACAUCGAAGGAGAAUGUGGUGGAGCUUGGGCGUGGCUCCGCUAACAGCGCCCAUAGCCUUGAUUCCAGUGAUACCAAACAUACCAUUUUUCUACCUCGUAUACCGCGGCUGGUCUCAUUGGAGAGGCUUACAAGCCGCAGCUUUGAGUGGCUCGAAACACCUAAAUUUCCUCCUUGAUAACCACCUUGUCAACCCGGUAUCCUUGCCAGAUCUCGAAGAUCUUUACUCGAGACAUCAAAGUAUUUUACCCAAGCUUCCACAAAAUGAAGCCAUUAAAGCGGACGAGAAAAACUUCCAAGACGAUCCCCACGAGGAGAGGAUUCUUCUCGAUGUUUCCGAUGGAAAGGCUCUGGGUAAAAUGUUACAUGCCCCAGAGCUUCAUGCCGAAGUUGAACGUGCUGUCACACAAGUGAAGCAUUUGCUUGACAAAAAGAAGCGAUCCAGAUGA